Molecule: messenger RNA, 735 nt
Organism: Cyclospora cayetanensis
Lineage: Eukaryota; Apicomplexa; Conoidasida; Eucoccidiorida; Eimeriidae
Product: testis-specific gene A8 protein-like
Source: RefSeq, a predicted model, not a curated record
AUGCAAUUGCUGCAGCCUGCGCUCUACCAGGAAAUUGUCGGCCGGUUCGAGUGCAACUUUUCCCUCGCCGCGAAGCCUCCUAGUGCAGCAGAAGUAGCUGCGGCGACAGCAGACGCAAAGGAGGCUGCCACUGCUGCCGCUGCACGGAGUGCAGCAGACGAUGAUGAUGAGAUCACAGCAGCAGCAGCUGCCUCUGUAGCUGAGGCAGCCGCUGCAGAAGCAGCCGCCGCCGCGGAAAAAGUCUCCGCGGCUUCUGUGGGGGCUGCUGCUCUCGUGCCUGCUGCAGCGCAGCGCUCCAUAGCAAUGAGCAGCAAUUGUAGCAGCAGCAAUUGUAGCGGUCGGAGGGGAGUGUUGUACAGCACAAUGCUCGACAGAGCCUAUGACAUAGAAGAAGAAGAAGAGCGACUUACAAAGCAAAAGCAAGUGUGGAAGGCGCAAGAAGAUAGCUUUUAUGGCGAGCUCAGGCGUUGCAGCAGCAGCAGCGACAACAGCAGCGCUCGCAGCAUUUUAAGAGAUUCAGGCCUUGCAGAGAGAUGGAACGAAAGCAGGAGGCGUGUUCAACAUGUAGCAAAGCUAGUCGUCACACUGCCACUGGGCAUGUUAGCGGAAAUAAGGCUUUUGCAUGAACAAUUCCGAGGGAUGUGUGUUUCCAAGUGGGAGCUGGGGGCAGCAAGUGUAUUCGCAGCAGUAUAUGGGGCUGCAGCAGCUCAGGAGGCUGGAGAACGAGCCCGAUAA